AUGUCCCUGUCAUCAGAUAUUGAGCAAGGCCACAUUCACACUACCAAAGUGAGCCAAAGUGGUGGUAAGACCGCUUUCAAGGAUUAUUUAGGAAAGUUUGCCGAUGUUGAGGAUCCAUUGGAGAGAAGAAGAUUGGCUUUAGAGGAGAUUGAUAAAGCCGGAUUUGGAUGGACUCAAGUCAAAAUGAUUAUGAUUGCUGGUGUUGGUUUUAUGACCGAUUCUUACGAUAUCUUUGCCAUUAACUUGUCAGUUAAUUUCUUGCAAUGGGUUUACUGGAAUGGUACUAUCCCAGAUUCUACAAAUACAUUAAUCAAGGUUGCUACUUCUGUUGGUACCGUUAUUGGUCAAGUUGGAUUCGGUACUGUUGCUGAUAUUGUUGGACGUAAAAAGAUUUAUGGUUUGGAAUUAGCCAUCAUGAUUUUCGCUACUGUUGCCCAAGUUGUUAUUGGUGAAUCACCAGCUAUCAAUUUCGUUGCCAUCUUUUCCAGUUUGAGAAUAUUGAUGGGUAUUGGUAUUGGUGGUGACUACCCAUUGUCUUCUAUUAUUUCAUCUGAGUUCUCCACUACUAAAUGGAGAGGUGCCAUCAUGGCGGCUGUGUUUUCUAACCAAGGUUUGGGUCAAAUAUUUGCCGGUAUUGUCGCCAUGAUUUGUGUUGCUGGAUACAAGGACGACUUGAUUGGAUACUCAAAGGAUACCGGAUGCCAUGGACCUUGUGUUAAAGCAUGUGAUCAAAUGUGGAGAAUUGUUAUUGGCUUUGGCUGUGUUCCUGGUUGUAUCGCAUUGUAUUAUCGUUUGACAAUUGCUGAAUCCCCAAGAUAUGCCUUGGAUAUGGAUGAAGAAGGAAAUCUCAAGAAGCCAGAAAACGCUGCAAUUGAAGAAAUCGGCGAUGACGUUCAAAUUGAAGUCCCAAAAGCCUCCUUUAAAGAUUUUAUCGGACAUUUCGGCCAAUGGAAAUAUGGUAAGAUCUUAUUAGGAACCGCAGGUAGUUGGUUCAUGUUGGAUGUAGCCUAUUAUGGUUUGGGAUUGAACACGACCACUAUUUUGCAAGCCAUUGGAUACGCUGGGGAUUCCAACAUUUAUUGGAAUUUCUACAACAGUGCCGCUGGUAACUUGAUUUUGGUAUGUGCCGGCUCCUUACCAGGCUACUGGUUUGCAGCAGCCACUAUAGAUACGGUUGGUAGGAAACCACUUCAAAUAUUUGGAUUCAUCAUUUUGACAAUCAUUCUCUGUAUCAUGGGUUUCGGAUAUCACAAAAUCGGCGAGAAAGGUCUUCUAGCAUGUUUCGUUUUGGCACAAUUCUUUGAAAACUUUGGACCAAACACAACCACAUUUGUGGUUCCAGGAGAAUCAUUCCCAACUCGUUAUAGAAGUACUGCUCAUGGUUUGUCUGCCGCAAGUGGUAAGGUUGGUGCUAUUAUUGCUCAAACUUGUAUUGGUACCCUUCAAAACCACAAUUGUGCUAGAGACGGAAAAGCAAAAAACUGUUGGUUGAACCAUGUCCUUGAAAUCUUUGCAUUAUUCAUGUUGUUGGGAGUCUUUACCAGUUUGUUGAUUCCUGAGACCAAGAGAAAGACAUUGGAAGAAAUUUGUGAGCAAUAUCACGAUGAAGUGGACCUCACUACAGUCGCUAGAGACAAGUUUGAAACUGCUGUCGUUGAAUCUUCUGAUGAGAAACAAUGA
Messenger RNA from Lodderomyces orthopsilosis Co 90-125, 1680 nucleotides. RefSeq names its product phosphate transporter (gene PHO84). Gene Ontology annotation, cellular component: membrane. Gene Ontology annotation, molecular function: phosphate transmembrane transporter activity. The coding region runs from base 1 to 1680 and encodes 559 amino acids. The record is from RefSeq and is a predicted model, not a curated record. The transcript has a single exon. Lineage: Eukaryota; Fungi; Ascomycota; Pichiomycetes; Serinales; Debaryomycetaceae. Gene Ontology annotation, biological process: phosphate ion transport; transmembrane transport.